CGGGGCGCUACCUCUGUGCCCGCCAAUCAUGCUGCUGCUGCUGCUGCUGCUGCUGCUGCGGCUUCUGCUGCUGGGACCCGGACUCGGACCCAGCGCCGCCUCCAGGAGGUCACAUGUGCACCGGCGUGGGAUCUUGGAACUGGCAGGGACUAUGAGCUGUGCUGGCACCAAAAACCCCAUCGCCUACAUGGCCUAUGGCUGCUACUGUGGCCUGGGUGGCCACGGCCAGCCCCGGGAUGCCAUUGACUGGUGCUGCCAUCGCCACGACUGCUGUUACAGUCGUGCUGUAGAGACUGGCUGCAGUCCCAAGAUGGAGCGCUACUCCUGGCAGUGCGUCAAUCAGAGCAUCCUGUGCGGACCAACAGAGAACACAUGCCAAGAACUCUUGUGCAAGUGUGACCAGGAGAUUGCUUACUGCUUAGCCGGAACUGAGUACAACCUAAAAUUUCUCUUCUACCCCGACUUCCUAUGUGAGAAGGACUCGCCCAAGUGUGACUGACCAGGUCAAUUGCACGUUCUUUCGAACAGGAAAUAAAGCUCCUUCUCAAGAAUGAACAGCAGCAUUCAGUUCUUUACAGGAGGGAAUGGAAGCCAAGUGAUAAAGCCACAGCCCUUGUGUUUGCUUUCUCUCCUCAUUCUGGAACUCGGGGCUGGAGUCUGUUUGGUUUCCAGUUUGAUUAAGGUCAAAAGUCCUGAGCCUAUUUAAUAAAAUCAUGACUGUAUUUAUGACUGUGUUGGGUUUGGUCCCAUUUUUGAGGUUCAACCUUUACGAAAAGUUGGUCUUUGUCUUCUAGCCUGCUGUUGCUGGCCAGUAGUCAAAUGUGAACAAACACCUACUGUGCGCCUGGUCACGUUCUGGGUUCUGGGUUGCAGCAGUAAACAAGAUGGUGGUCACAUGACACCCACCCUUGUGAAGUUCAAGUCUAGUAGCUGUUAGGUUAAGAAAGGGUAUUCCCCAUCCCACUCUAUUUUCAAUUGUUAAAAUUUAUUUCCCGAUUAUGAAAGAAGUAUAUGCUCAUUGCUUUAAAAAAGAAAAAAAAAAAAAA
Microcebus murinus (gray mouse lemur) is the source of this 1046-nucleotide messenger RNA. RefSeq names its product phospholipase A2 group X (gene PLA2G10). Gene Ontology annotation, biological process: phospholipid metabolic process; arachidonate secretion; lipid catabolic process. The record is from RefSeq and is a predicted model, not a curated record. NCBI's taxonomy places the organism in Eukaryota, Metazoa, Chordata, Mammalia, Primates, Cheirogaleidae. Gene Ontology annotation, molecular function: phospholipid binding; calcium ion binding.